GCAAAGAGCAUGGAUUCAAAUUGGAAUAGAAUCUGUAGAGCUAUGAGUCUGCCCCAUGAUGUAAAGGUGUCAUCUGCAGCAGUGUCUUCUUGUCCUCGGACAGAAGGGGAGAUUUUGCUAAGGAGAUUCUUCUUGAAUGAACUUAAAAUGGCGACCUGGAACUUCCAUCCUGAUAAUAUGGUGGGCGAAGGUGGUUUUGGUUCUGUUUUCAAGGGGUGGGUUGAUGACUCAUCAACAGCUGCCAACCCUGGUAAGGGCAUGUUGAUUGCUGUGAAGAGGAUUAACAAAGAAGGUUUCUUGGGUCACGAGCUAUGGUUGACAGAAAUUUACUACCUAGGAAGGCUGCGUCAUCCAAAUCUUGUGAAAUUGUUGGGUUAUUGCUUUGAAGAUGAUCAUCGGCUUCUGGUGUUUGAAUUUAUGUCUCGUGGCUCAAACAUAUCCACUUGCCAUUUUGUGAAACGGGAGGGGAACAAGGUUGCUCACCGAGGAGCCGGAUCCCUGGACAAAAGCCUUUCGACUGUGCAACAGAAUUUAGUUGACUUGGCCAAACCUUACCUCGCCAGCAAACGCAGAGUUCUCAAAGUUUUUGAUCCUCGUUUAAAAGGCCAGUACUCUGUGGCUGGAGCUCUUAAAGCAGCUAAUCUUGCAAAACAAUGCUUAUCAGAAGAACCUGAGUUUAGGCCAAACAUGACUGAGAUGGUAAAAGCAUUGGAGCAGCUUCAGGAACCUGAAGACAUGAAGGGUUUGAAGAUUCCUCAAAAUGAGCCUUGCCAGAGUCUUCGUGCCAAUUCAAACAAUCGCAGGAGAAGCACAAGUUGGAUCAGCUUCAUGCCAUCUGCUUCCCGCAGCUAUACAUAA
This is a messenger RNA of Rosa chinensis, 858 nucleotides long. Its product is annotated as probable serine/threonine-protein kinase PBL11. Bases 10 to 858 code for a protein of 282 amino acids. Gene Ontology annotation, biological process: protein phosphorylation. Gene Ontology annotation, molecular function: protein kinase activity; ATP binding. The record is from RefSeq and is a predicted model, not a curated record. Lineage: Eukaryota; Viridiplantae; Streptophyta; Magnoliopsida; Rosales; Rosaceae. The transcript has 6 exons.